This is a messenger RNA of Phoenix dactylifera (date palm), 1888 nucleotides long. Lineage: Eukaryota; Viridiplantae; Streptophyta; Magnoliopsida; Arecales; Arecaceae. The record is from RefSeq and is a predicted model, not a curated record.
GCGAGGAGCUCGGAAUCCGGCGCCAUGGAACUCCGCUUCCGCCCUGAAGAUCCUUACUGCCACCCGGCCUUUGGGAAUCUCCAUCCCAGUUCUAGUCUCCUCCCUUAGGAUUCGAAAUCCAGGGGCGGAGCCGAACGUUCCAGUGGCGAAGGAUCCAUUGACGAAGCUAAUGGUGGUGGACGGGUGGGAACACCGGCGCUGGCCGAGAGCCUGUUGGCGGAAAUUGUGGACGGGUGCGCCAUGCGUACCGAUUGAAGGAAUGGUGGACUACCAGCAUGUUUGUUGCGGUCCAUGCUGCUGAGGAAAGAAGAAAGAAGCGGCCUUGGCUUUUGGAGGGAAACUGGAUUUAGAAGAUGUUAGUUCGGGCAUAGAUGGAGCAGAUGUCAUGGAUGCUGAUGCCACCACUCUUCUCGUUGAAGGACAGACCGGAGACCAUAGUGCUUAACCCGUCAGUUAAUUUAUUCUCAAGAAACUUCCAAAGGGGGGUUGUGGAGCACUGUUGGGAGAUGGAUAUCGAGCCGUGCCUUGCAAUUGCUUUCGACAUAGAAAGGGUUCCCAUUAAGAUUAACUGGGAAGAUAACAUACCAAAAGAUACGACUGAGUGGGAGUGGCAGAUGGCUGUAUGCAAGUUAUUUGAGGAACGGCCUAUAUGGCCCAGAUGGUCACUUCAUGAGCGCUUGCUUGAAGAUGGCUCAGACGUCUCCGAAAACCAGCUGAAAAGGCUUCUUUUCAGAGCUGGCUACUACUUUAGUACUGGACCAUUUGGUCGAUUUUGGAUUAGAAAAGGAUAUGAUCCUCGUAAAGAUCCUGAAUCACGGAUGUAUCAAAAAGUUGAUUUUCGGGUGCCAAGUGAGCUAAGAGAUGUGAAUACAAAUACCAAGUUGAAGCACACAUGGAAGGAUUUAUGUCAGUUUCAAGUAGUGCCCUCUAAAAAUUUUGUUUUCUUGCAAUUUUUUGAACUGAUCGAUGAGUUUAUUCAACAUGAAAUUAGAAAACCUCCAGAUCAGAAAACAUGCACACAUGCAACAGGUUGGUUCUCUACGUGGAAGCUCAGAACCUUGAGGUUGCAUGUGAGAAUACGGUUCCUGUCACUAUAUCCUAAUGGGGCUGCAGAUGGCUUGUUGCAGUCUGCUCGUGAACUUUAUGAAAGGUCUAAGAAAGAGGAAGUUUUUAGUAGAUUUCAGAAACCUGAAAAGGAGGCUCAACAUUUCAAUGGAGUUCCUAACUGUUCUGCUGAGGCGCCAUGUACUGAAUCUAAGGAACAUGAACAAGAGGAUCAAGAUGGGCCUAAUAAUUGUGAAGUUGAGGAUGAAGAAGAGGAGGAAGAGGAACUGGACGGAUAUGAAUAUCCACCUGUGGUACGUGAAGAUGGUUAUUUCCCACUUGAUGGUAACUCUUAUAAUAUUGGAGAAGGCAUUCCAAAUAAUUACCUGCAAGAGCUUUUGCGUGGCUUUGGUAAGGAGUCUCAAUCUAAUGAUACGCUUCAAGGUGCUGACUUAAGUGAUGGUGAGUAUCAGAUAUAUGAACAAGAUAGCGAUGAUAAUGACUACGGCGAUGAUGGUGAUGGUUCCAUAUAACAGCAUGGGAGAAAAUUUUCGGUAGCAGAUUCAAUCAGAGGUUUAAUGGACCAAAAACAUAGGAAAAUCAGAGAGGAAUAGUUUUUUAAAAGUCCUGCUAUGUAUUUAAUUCGUAUAAGGAGAGAUGUCUGUAGGUCACAUAAAGAGAGACGUUGGUAGUCAUGCCAUGGCAUGGAUUCUGUGCAGUAAUCUCUUGUGUCUUUAAUAGUUUUUGUUUUCCCUUCCAAGGCAUUGUAUACAAUUUAUGUAUUUGAAGAAAAUAAACGUGUUCUGUUAUGGUGUGGUGUAAGUCCAACUAUUCCACUGGAAAA